CCACCAUCUCUGCUUCCUUCGCUUCGCCUUCCUCCUACCUGAUAAGCCGCACGGGAACUCCCCCCCCACUGCUGCCGCUCGCGCGCUCUCUCUCUUCUCACAUAUACACCCACAAUUCCUCACAUAUACACCCAAGCCCCUUCCCUGACCAUAUUUCCUCCUCCAUCAUGGACGAAAGAAAUUAAAAUAAAGUCCACCUUGUUCCCCCUCAUUUCACCCUUCUCCAAUCCCCUCCUUCCACUCCACUCCCUCCCCGCUUCCCCUCCCCCAAAUCCUAGGGUUUCUGCUCGACCUCGAACCCCCUCCGUCGAUCCCCCCCCAUUUCGAUCCUCAAACAUUCGCAUCCUCCGCUCAUCUAGGGUUUCUCGCAUGGACUCCUAGCCUGUAGAUGGCCCGCUAUGCUAGGGUGUAUCCCGCCCCCAUCGAGAUCCCGACAUGGGCGCCCUGACGGACCACCACAAGCGCUGCUUCGUCGACCUCUGCCUCCCCUUCUCCCCCUAUUCCUUCUUCGAUUCCUCCUCAUCUCCUCCCUCCAAGAAGCCCAAGCUCCAAUUCGUCCCGUCCACUCCCGAUCGCGCGCCGGCGCCGGCGCCGCUGCCGCAUAACCUCCCUAGCUCCUCUCUGUCCUCUCCCCUGCCCCGCCCGCUCCACGGCCCUCAGCGAAUUCUCAAGGCUUUUGGUCUGGGAUCGGCCCGAAGGGCCCCGCCGAAGUGGUUUGGCCGGACUGAGCGGAGCUUUGACAUGGGGAACUUUGUUUCGAGGCUCUUUCAGCAAAAGAAAGAAGCUUGGAGCUCUUUGUCAUCUCGCCGGAAAGGGGAGGCAUCGGUGAGUGAGAAUGGGAGCCAUAAGAGGUUGAGAUUGGAGCAAUACAAGCGGUUGGUGGUGGGCUCGCAAGAGGAGCACUCGGGGGUAGUCUCGGAUUCCACAAAGGUAGGUCUUCCGCGGUCCUUCGCUUCGGCAGUGUCGGAUUUGACAAUUGUGACUAGGAAGGAUGAGGAACUGUCUGAGCCACAUGUUUUGAGUCGGAAGGUGGAAGAUGCGAGGAAAGUUGCAUUGGAGGCCAUUCCAGUGAGGGAGGAGAGGGCAUGGGUAAAGAAGGGACCUUUGUACAAAGAGUUGUAUGAGGAGGCGAAGAAGCAUGAUUCUAAAUUGAGUAGAUUAGAACUCGAGGUGAAGUUAACUGUGGAGAAGAUCUCCAGGUUCCGCUUAUUUGCAGCAUGGAGAGAGAAACCCAAGGAGGAUCUGCAUGAACUUUUUACCCCUCUUACGGAUGAAGAAGAGAAUGAAGUCUCUCAUGCAUUGUGGGGUGGUAGCAGUCAUGAAGUUCUGGUCACACAUGGGGCAUCUAAUAUCGAGAUUACAAGAGAGGUCUUGCAAUGCUUGAGUAGUGGUGCCUGGUUGAAUGAUGAGGUCAUAAAUGUGUACCUUGAGUUAUUGAAGGAAAGGGAAAGAAGAGAACCUGGAAAGUGUUUGAAAUGCCAUUUCUUCAAUACUUUUUUCUAUAAAAAGCUGAACAGUGGUAGAAAUGGUUAUGACUUCAAGGCUGUAAGAAGAUGGACUACCCAAAAGAAGUUAGGGUAUGGCCUUAUCGAGUGUGACAAAAUCUUUGUCCCUGUACACAAAGAUAUACAUUGGUGUUUAGCGGUUAUUAAUGUAAAGAAUGAAACCUUCCAAUAUCUUGAUUCACUCGGUGGCAUGGAUACUGUUGUGCUAAGAGUGCUGGCUACAUAUUUCAUGGAUGAAGUGAAGGACAAGAGUGACAAACAGAUAGACACGACAUCUUGGAAGCAAGAAUCAGUUGAUAACCUUCCUUUACAGAAAAAUGGGUGGGACUGUGGAAUGUUCAUGCUUAAGUACACAGACUUCUACAGUAGAGGUUUGAGUGUCUCUUUCAGCCAGGAACACAUGGAAUAUUUCAGGAAGAGAACUGCCAAGGAAAUUUUGAGGUUGAGAGCCGAAUGAAUCCAAGAACAAGUCCUUUUAGAUGAUAUCCAGCCUCAUGUUUGGUGGAUGAAAAGAUGGUUAAAGCAUAUGCAUGCAUAUGGGUCGGUUUUGAGUGUUGGCAUUUUGAAUUUCUUAGUGCUUGAUAUUGGAUUGGCUUCACUGAGGUGGCUAAAGCUAAAAUGGCGUAUGCUGGUGUUUGCAAAUUUGUAUAGUUUUCUCUAUGGUUCUGUAAUACCAGCUAGGUGUAAAGUUACCAAGGUGUAAAGUUACCGCAUUCUUAUAGUAGUUUGUAUAGCAUGAACAUCGAGGGCUGGGAAGUCGUAGUUUUGUUUCGAUUAGUGUUGUGGGUGGGGUGAGAUGCUAUCUUUUUCUUUUGUUAGCCCUGCUCUGCUUUCAAAGAUUUGUGCUGAUUGUUUUGUCAAAUCCAAGGACGCUAGUUUUUUUUUUUUUUUUUGACUGCUUGGAUUGUAGUAAACCUGAACUGUGGGAGAGCAUGAAUAUAGCUUCAUAUCAUUUUCGUUUA
This is a messenger RNA of Phoenix dactylifera (date palm), 2467 nucleotides long. It is a transcript of the gene ESD4, whose product is annotated as Cysteine proteinases superfamily protein. Gene Ontology annotation, molecular function: deSUMOylase activity. Gene Ontology annotation, cellular component: nucleus. NCBI's taxonomy places the organism in Eukaryota, Viridiplantae, Streptophyta, Magnoliopsida, Arecales, Arecaceae. The record is from RefSeq and is a predicted model, not a curated record. Gene Ontology annotation, biological process: protein desumoylation; proteolysis.